AUGCCAGCGGCCCAGGUGAUCCCCACGGUGGUCCUCUUGACUGGUGCCCGGCCAGAUAGCGAGCUGCUGAUCUCUCGCGGCUGCGCAGUUGUCUUGGCAGUGCUUUACAUCUGCUACUUGGUCUUCCAGCUCUUCACACACAAGGAGCAGUUUGCUACGGAAGCCGACGGGGAGGAGUCCGAAGAGGCGCAGCCGACGCUGUCCAAGGGAGCGGCCCUGGCCCUCUUGCUCGCGGCCACGCUGAUCGUGGCUCCUCUUUCCGAAGGGCUCACAGGCUCUGUGGAGGGUGUGACGAAGACCCUGCAGAUCUCGGAUGCCUUCGUUGGCGUGAUCUUGCUACCUAUCGUUGGAAAUGCAGCAGAGCACCUCACUGCCGUGACCGUGGCCACCAAGGACAAGAUGGACCUGUCCCUGGGUGUGGCUCUGGGCAGCAGCACGCAGAUCGCUCUGUUCGUGGUUCCGUUCACGGCGGCUCGGAGCAUUCUUGAGAGCAUCGUCUUGACUUUCUGCAUGGCCGAGUGCGGAGCCUUGCGCGGUGCACUUUUUUCGUGA
This is a messenger RNA of Symbiodinium natans, 552 nucleotides long. The record is from the annotation of a GenBank genome assembly. Lineage: Eukaryota; Dinophyceae; Suessiales; Symbiodiniaceae.